CGCAGCACUGUUGUCCUUGGCCAGAAGUAUUAGGCUGGCGGAUUGACGUAUUUUAGCCAACACUUGCUUCGACAUGACUUAGCUGUCGAACUCUCGCCUCGCGGUGCAAAGGUGAAAAUAAAAUAUGAUUUCGAUAUGAAUUAAGUGGUUGAAAAGCCACGAUCAGUUACCAACUCCCAGCAUGGCGACCUCAGAUAAAGUUCGGGUCAAUGGGUAUAGGCCAUCAGCCAGCUUAAUUCUAGCAGGCAAAGCGGUGUCCAACUCAAAAGCGCAAUUUGAUUACAAUCUUUUGCUAAUUAAACGCACAGAGCGCACAUCAUAUGCACUAAAUCACUGCGUCUUUCCUGGCGGCGUUUUUGAUGCCAACGCAGAUGAAUCCGCCGAUUGGCUGACCUAUUUUCAGCAUUGUGGCAUUACCCAGGCGCAGUUGGAGCUAUUAAAAUGCCGCCAAGCUACAGGCAGACCAGAACUCUUGAGCCGGGGCGUUAAUUUCUCACGCGAUAUCUCACUGCGUCUAACAGCACUACGAGAAACCUUCGAGGAGGUGGGCAUUCUAUUGUGCUGUAAAAGUCUCAAGGACUUGGACAAGGGUCAGCCGGCACACGUGCUGUUGCAGCCACUCGAGCGUGAGCUCUGGCAGCAGCGCGUACACGAUGAUGCAACACAGUUUCUCGAGCUAUGUCGUCAUCUGUCUGUCAUACCCGAUCUGUGGGCACUGAGCGAGUGGUCGGUUUGGCGCACACCAGCUUCAGCGAGUCGCAAGUACGAUACGGUAUACUAUUUUGCAGCCUUAGAGACCAGCCAAGUGGAUUUGUUGCUCGAACCUACCGAGGUGGCUUCGGCUCACUGGCUGCACCCAGGCGACUGCUGGCAGCAAUCUCAGGAGGGCACAAUCUGGCUGCCUUUUAUCCUGCUCUAUGAGACGGCGCGUCUAAUGAGCAUGCAUUGCUGGGAGCAGCUUCUACAGUUUGCGCAUAAUCGCAGCGCCCGAGGCUCGACGCUACUGCAGCCAAUCUAUUAUCGGACUACUGACUGCCUGCUUGGCGUCUUGCCAGGCGAUGAACUCUACUUGGCUAAGCCGGAGAACUGCACCGAGUCCAUAAUAUUACCGAGCUCCAUUAAUGAACUUAAUGCACUUGCCAAGCGUUACAAUCGCUAUAUGAUCUAUGGCUUCGAGCGCGUGGAUUUUGCCUGCAAUGUAUUGCCCCUGAAUGGCCAUUUGCCGCUGCACGCGCUUGUAAAUACUCGGCUAGCCAAAUUAUAACAUAAAAUAAUUUAAAUAUGUAUAUAAACUGAGUUGUGGCUAAUUAUAGCUCAUUUGUUGUAAACUCCUAUAUGGAUCUUUUGUUGCCGUCAAGUUAAUACAAAA
Drosophila novamexicana is the source of this 1369-nucleotide messenger RNA. RefSeq names its product nucleoside diphosphate-linked moiety X motif 19. NCBI's taxonomy places the organism in Eukaryota, Metazoa, Arthropoda, Insecta, Diptera, Drosophilidae. Gene Ontology annotation, cellular component: mitochondrion. The record is from RefSeq and is a predicted model, not a curated record. The coding region runs from base 182 to 1264 and encodes 360 amino acids. Gene Ontology annotation, molecular function: hydrolase activity, acting on acid anhydrides, in phosphorus-containing anhydrides. The transcript is spliced from 3 exons.